AUGUCGUCGCCUCUCUUCCCUGCUACCCCUGCCUGUAUGCAACCACUCCUCCUGAUCGGUGACUCCGGUGUCGGAAAGUCUUGUUUGUUGCUCCGAUUCGCAGACGACACUUACACCGAGAGCUACAUCUCGACUAUCGGUGUUGACUUCAAAAUCAGAACCAUCGAGCUCGACGGCAAGACAGUAAAGCUCCAGAUCUGGGACACUGCAGGCCAGGAGCGCUUCCGUACCAUCACAUCCUCUUACUACCGCGGUGCCCACGGCAUCUGCGUCGUCUACGAUGUCACCGACAUGGACUCAUUCAACAACGUCAAGCAGUGGCUGCAGGAGAUCGACCGCUACGCUACCGAGGGUGUUAACAAGCUUCUCGUCGGUAACAAGAGCGAUAUGACCGACAAGAAGGUCGUCGAGUACAACGUCGCAAAGGAAUUCGCUGACAGCCUCGGCAUUCCCUUCCUCGAGACAUCGGCCAAGAACGCAUCCAACGUCGAGCAGGCCUUCUUGACCAUGGCCCGCCAGAUCAAGGAGCGCAUGGGAAACACCACCGUCAACAACAAGCCUACCGUCCAGGUCGGUCAAGGUAGCACAGUCCAGAGCGGCAGCGCCGGUGGCUGCUGUUAA
Molecule: messenger RNA, 621 nt
Organism: Aureobasidium namibiae CBS 147.97
Lineage: Eukaryota; Fungi; Ascomycota; Dothideomycetes; Dothideales; Saccotheciaceae
Product: ras-domain-containing protein
Exons: 5
Coding region: 1-621 (206 amino acids)
Molecular function (GO): GTP binding; GTPase activity
Source: RefSeq, a predicted model, not a curated record